Schizosaccharomyces osmophilus is the source of this 3042-nucleotide messenger RNA. RefSeq names its product serine/threonine protein kinase Ppk31 (gene ppk31). The record is from RefSeq and is a predicted model, not a curated record. The transcript has 2 exons. NCBI's taxonomy places the organism in Eukaryota, Fungi, Ascomycota, Schizosaccharomycetes, Schizosaccharomycetales, Schizosaccharomycetaceae. Gene Ontology annotation, molecular function: protein serine/threonine kinase activity; ATP binding. Gene Ontology annotation, biological process: intracellular signal transduction; peptidyl-serine phosphorylation. Gene Ontology annotation, cellular component: cytoplasm; nucleus. Bases 1 to 3042 code for a protein of 1013 amino acids.
AUGACUGUGCCAGAGGAAAUGAAAAAAAUCCUUCUUCAUGAGUUAUUACUCAACAUCGAAAUCAAUUCCGAAGGUGAUGUACGAUAUGCCAACUCUGCUUUCUACAGAUUUAUAGGAAAAACAAUAAGUGAUCCCUUGCUACAACCGCCUUGUAACUUUUAUGAUUGUAUCACGAAAACGAGCGUUCCUAGAGUCCAACGCGCAAUUCAAAUGCUUUUUAAUGGAUCUACUAAAAUCACGCAUUUUCAAACUUCGCUUCUAUGCAGCACUAACAUGGCCCCUACUAUGUUUAUGAAUAGCAAAGAUUAUGAGAUAUCACCAGACCAGGAAAAAAUCGGAGUGAAGCUUGCUUUCCGAGGAAUCCUCGUGGAUGCUUUAGAAGGUAAAGAAUCUAGAAUCCUAUGGUCUGCCAAAUGCUUAUAUCCAGAACGUUAUCAUAUAAGUCAUAUGGACUUUGUUUUAUUCAACACCCUUGGCAUCGGCUCUUUUGUCUUACAGAAUUAUGUAGAAAGAGCCCAUAAAGUUAAAUAUAUGCACUCUCCUCCUCCUGUUUCUCACUUAUGUUACUUUUGUGAAAGAAGAAUCCCCGAUUGGUAUUAUGAAGUACAUACCGAUUCUUGUUUGGUAUGGAGCGAACUCGUCCAAAUUGUAUUGGAUAUACGGAAGCAAAUUCAAAUAAAGAAGGUAGAGCUGCUCAAGUACAGUCAGUUGCUUCCUCGUGCCACUAGUGUAAUUAGUGAGGAGACAUACUUAACGUUGCCAAUUAUUUCAGUUCUGCAGACAAAGUCUGGCAAAUAUAAACGUUUCCGUUUAAAAUCCUGGCAUUCCUGUAUUAAAUUCUUGGAUCGUCAACUGAUUGCAGCUGAGCAAACGUUUGAAGAACUGGGAAAAAGCACCUUUUUAGUCAUCUCUAAAGAGUUGGCUAUUGAAAUGAAAGAAAAAGUUAUGAAAAAGGCCCUUUUACUUUGGAAAUUUGACUUUUUGUCCCCCUGUAAAAUUCAAAGCUUUUUUCACGAAGUGCAUUCUUUGCUUACUUUGAGUCUCAAAUAUAAUCUUAAGCUUUGCAAUCAUAACAUGAUACACGGAAUAACUUUUCAAGAAGUGAAGCAUUUCCUGCUUAGUAUUGAUUAUGAAAUAUUUUCCGGUGAUACAAAGCUGAUUACAACGAUUCACAAUCAAUCACAUCGACAAGGCUAUAGAGACCCGAAUCUUUCUAAGGUUGACUUGAUUUUAUCAGAAUCACGGGUGAUACCUGACCAACUUCCUCAAUUCAAUACGAAUAAUAACCUAGUUCGUCCCAGUUACGGAAAAAAUGGAAGAUAUUACCAUUCUUUUGACGACAGUGACAAAUUGAAGGAGAUCAUCCUGAAAAACCUUAACAAAAAGCUAGCAAGCAAACCAAGGAAAAAUUCCUUGGACGAUCAAGAAACGCACUCAAUUCGCAAUUAUCAGGAGCUCGUUGAACAACUUUAUUUUCCCAUUAUAGACAACACGACUUCUGCUUUGCGUCUUCCUAAAUAUAAGGAUCUAAAGUUCGGAGACAAAACACCAAGAUCACUAAAAGAAUUCACCUUCGUAAAAGAAAUAAAUAGAGGCGCAUCUAGUAGGGUUUAUUUGGUAAAAAAAAAUUCCACUGGAAUUUACUAUGCACUGAAAGCCAUUCCGAAGUCAGGUCUGAAUGAUAUCGACAAGUUGAAAGGGCUUAUGUACGAAAAAGCUAAUAUGGAAAUCCAAAAGUACGGAUCAAGGAUUGUCAAAAUAUACUAUGCAUUUGAAUCGGAGGGAUUCUUUUGCUUGGUUAUGGAUUUCUUCAACGGUGGUGACUGUCAGACUUUGGUUGAAAAACUUGGAUCGCUACCAGAACAAUGGGUUCAGAAAUAUGUAGCCGAACUAUUGGAAGCUGUCGAAAUUCUUCAUAGAUUGGACAUUAUUCAUCGUGAUAUUAAGCCGGCGAAUAUGCUCAUAGACCACAAUGGGCAUAUUCGUUUGGCAGACCUUGGACUGAGUGAUAACAAGGACAGAAGAAUUGACGGAGAUACAUUUUAUCAAGAAAAGAUAAACCAACUAAAAGAGAUACCUCAUGAAGGAGCAAGAAAGCAACUAAUAGAAGUCCUUAACGAUCAAGCUAGAAAUGAAAUAGAUUUAACGAAGAGGAAGACAAAUGAAGAAGAAUUUGAUCCUUUUCAACGGCUGAUAGAUGUCGAUUUCGGUAAUUUAAACAGAGCCAUGUCACAGGUAUUUCGAGCACGUCUGAAAGUGAACUUCCCAGGAGAACUAAAAAGCGGAAAAAGCAUCAUUGGUACUCCUAAUUAUAUGGCGCCUGAAGUUCUUUCGGGAAUGGAAAGUCCAAUGAGCGACAUGUGGGCCAUAGGAUGUGUAUUAUUUGAAAUGCUGACUGGGAAAAUACCAUUUCAAUCAAAUACUAUCCAAGGUGUAUGGGACCGUAUCCAACGAAACGACGUCGGUUGGGCAAACGAUAGCGAUGAGCAGCAUUCAUCAGAAGCUAUAGAUCUUACAAAGAAGCUACUGGAAUCAAAUCCAGAAAGAAGAUUAAGUAUAAAUGGAUUUUCGGAAAUAAAGUGCCAUCCAUUCUUUAACGGCAUAGACUGGGAUCACUUAUAUGACGAAAAGGGGCCUUUUGUUCCAAAAACAGAUAACAUCGAAGAUUUAAUUUACUUCGAGCGAAGCAAUUCCACAUCGUUCAUCAAGGACCGAAUGACGACGAGAAGUCAUUAUCAAACUAACUUGAAUUCGAGUGACCUAGUGCGGAAUCAUAUUGAGCAACACCAUAUAAUUCGUGAUUCCUGUACAGGUUUAGAAUAUGACAGUCAAAAUACAUAUAAUGACAUAGUUGAGCUGGCUAUUCAAGCCUCUUCAGGAAUGAAUUUGAAAGCCCUUAACUUCUCCAACAAAAAUGUACUUUGGGAAAUAUCUGACGAGCUUCAAUUCCCCCAAAGUUCCUCCUAUUCCUUUUCCCAUCCUAAUCCCCAAAAUCCAAUUAAAAAACCUUUCAUGCAAUACCAGUUUUUUCAUCCAGAUUGA